GGUAUGCUGACUGGCCGGGAUCCUCGCCUCCCGAGCGCAAUACAGCUAUGCGGGAAGCACUUCUUUGGCAGCACGUAUUUUUGGGGGGAUUGGGUAUGAAAACCCAUGUACAUGUUGCGGUGGUGCAAGCUGGGCUGAGAGGUUGCGACACAACGUUCAUGAUGGACGUAGUGUUUGGUACUGCCAAGAAGGGGAAGCCAUUGCCGAUCCUGAUGCGGUGGGACUUUUGCCCGACGCUGAUCACUCCGGGUUUGGUUGCGAAGCCUUCGCUUGCAGUCUGGCAUGAAACAGCACCUUGCUUCCUCACCGGUGUCGUGACGACGGUGACUAAAAUCGCCAUACACGGACGUAUCCCUCUCGAGUGGGCCUGGCCAAACCCUCGGACCUUAACCCUACCUACGGCACGACGGCCCCGGACUCAUCUACAAUGGGCAAUCAAGUCGCCUAGGGUACAGCCAGUCAAGCGUCGAAUGAUGCUGUUCAACGCAUGAUGCAGGUACUUGACGAAGGUCAAGGCGGUGGACCCCACGGACAACUAUGGCAUAUACUCGGACGACGCCAGGGUUCGAAACGAGACUUGGAAAGGAUAUAAUGAAUGGAUCAAAC
Molecule: messenger RNA, 606 nt
Organism: Ectocarpus siliculosus
Lineage: Eukaryota; Phaeophyceae; Ectocarpales; Ectocarpaceae
Source: the annotation of a GenBank genome assembly